Messenger RNA from Cyclopterus lumpus (lumpfish), 4473 nucleotides. It is a transcript of the gene naca, whose product is annotated as nascent polypeptide associated complex subunit alpha. Gene Ontology annotation, biological process: protein targeting to membrane. The record is from RefSeq and is a predicted model, not a curated record. NCBI's taxonomy places the organism in Eukaryota, Metazoa, Chordata, Actinopteri, Perciformes, Cyclopteridae. Gene Ontology annotation, cellular component: nascent polypeptide-associated complex; cytoplasm. The transcript has 3 exons. The coding region runs from base 1458 to 4019 and encodes 853 amino acids.
GAGGUCAGAAGUUCUCUCUCACAGCCAUCUUGGAUAUAGCGUCCCGAGUCGCAACCAUGCCUGGUGAAGCAACAGAAACGGUCCCUGUUACCGAGCAGGAGAUGCAGCAGCCUCAAGUAGAGACCGCUGUAGGAGUAUUGAAUUCUUCUGCUCCUCCUGAGAUGGCCAUUCCUGUGAGCAAAGCUAUCCCACUGGAGAAUCCUCCAGAAACCUCCCCAAAAGAAGCUAGCGGUCAGACUACUGGUGCAAAUGGUGUAGUGGCGACUCAAGAAGAAAUGGCCGCGCGUGCUGAAGAGACUGGGUUGGCAGCGACACCUGUCCCAAAACCAGAGACGACUGCUGAUCAAGCGGGGACUUCAGCUGACCUGCCAGCUCCUGAAGAGUUUGUGCCUUUGGCUGGGACUCCCAUUGGUUCCUCAGAAGAGCCACAUGCCACAGCGCCAACUGUAGAGGUCCAAGGUCAGGAGUCUGUUGUUGCUGCUGAAAAGUCGGCCUGCCAAGAGGUGGAGCAGAUUUCUGUUGACGCAAAAGGCCCUGAAGACGAGGCCAGUGCCGUGGCAGAAGAAAUUCCUGAUGAUCCAAAACCAUCUGCUCCUGAAGAGGUCAUUGCAAACGGUGAAGAUGUGAAGGCAGCUGAUGCCCCAUUGACUGAAGUAGAAGGGUCGAGGAAUCUUUCCCUGGACGCAGCUAAAGUACUGCCUUGUGAAGUGAAUGUCAACGUGGCUACUCAAAAUGAAGAUCUUGAUAAGAAAGAAGCUGUAAAACUUCUCUCCAAGGCCAUUCAGUCAAAGGAGUCCUCCAAACGUGAAGGCCCACCUCAUUCCACUUGCCGCCUGUCAGGUUGGUUUGUCCUGAUAAGCAAGCAUUCCCCUCUCCCUACUUGUCACACAAUCUUAUGAAUGCACCUUUUCAAAUCAGGUUAGGGAUAUUUUUGCCCCGGUGGUAAAAUAAGUGGUACACUUUCAAAAGGAGACUGGUUUAAUGCGUCGGAUUCCUUGUGGUUUUUGACGUUUGGUGGUUCAAACUUGAAGCAUCUGUUCGUACUAGCAGGUAUAUAUAAUUUUCCCGUUUGUCCUAAUUGCAUCCUGACUAAAUACAGAAUGUGAUUUUAAUUUGAAAUUAGGAAGUAUGGACUGCCUUUUGCGUGGCGUUUUGCAUUAAUCUCUAAAGUUAGACAGGUAUGUCCUUUUUCCUAACCUGAGGCAAGGAGAUUGCGUCUUGGUUUGUGAUCAUCUAACCAGCAUGAGGAAGACUUCCCCUUUUCCCGUUAAAAAAAAUAUAUAUAUAUAUUUAAAGAUUGAUUUUUUUUCUUCUAUUCAGCUACACCUCCUGCCCCAGCUUCCUCACAGAAACCUAAGGCAGCUUCUGGCUCUGCAAAGCCCAAAGGCAAAGAUGCCAAGGGUGCGCAGGGUUCUUCUGCCCCAAAGGCUGUCCCUGGCAGAAGGAAACGUUCCUCUAUGUCUGCCUCUUCCUCCUCUCCCACCUCACCAAAAUCUACUACUUCCGCUACACCCCUGUCACCAGUGCCAUCUCCCCUAGCUACCUCACCUGACAGCUCUUCUGCUAAUCAGGCUAAUCGCUUUACCCCCAAAAUUGUCAAGGCUGGCAAACAAGGAAAAGCUAAGAAAGGAGAGGCAUUUGUGCCGGUUCCUUCCCCCACAGAGUGCAAAGUGACACAAGUAACUAAAAAAACAGUAGCGUCUAACCCCAAGAAAACUGUAGUUGAAGCUAAACCUGCCCCAUUUGAGCCAAACAAACCUUCAGCAGCUGCUGGAAAGCCGGUUGCAGCCCCAGCUGCUUUUAAAGUGACCUCAAAGCCUGCUGUGGCAGCUCCGGUUUCAUUUUCAGAUACUCUGGCAUCUAGCCCCCCCACAUCAGUGGAGUUCAAGACCGUUUCAUCAAAAUCUGCUCCUGUUAUUGUAGCUGAUGAUGAUCUCCCUCCACUUAUCCCACCUGAGAAGCCAAUUAAAACGCCAGAACCUGUGCCCUCUGUAGAGGUUACCGCGGUAGCAACCAAACCCAAGACGGAUGUUGAGCCCAAGUCUGUGCCUGUUGAGGUUGCCGAAGCUGUAACUAUGGUCAAAUUUGAAACGGCUAAAGUAGUUGCUGAUGUUAAACCAGCUCCUAUUGAAGUUCCUCAGGCAGCCCCAGCCAAAAUUGAGGCUGUUCAGCAGCCCUUAAGCAAAAUCGAUCCCGUCAAGGCUGCUAUGCCUGCUCCUGUUAAGGCUGCUAAGCUGGCUGCUGAGGCUAAACCCGCUCCCGUUGAGGCUGCUAAACCCGCUCCCACUAAAGCUAAAUCCACUCCCGUUAAGGCUGGUAAACCAGCUGUUGAAGCCAAGCCAGCUACGGUUGAGGCUGCUAAACCCGCUCCCAUUGAGGCCAAGCCAGCUACAGUUGAGGCUGCUAAGCCAGCCGCUGUGGCCGAGCCCGCUCACGUCGAGGCUGCCAAGCCAGCCGCUGUAGCCAAGCCCGCUCCCGUCGAGGCUGCCAAGCCAGCCGCUAUAGCUAAGCCCGCUCCCGUCGAGGCUGCCAAGCCAGCUGCUGUAGCCAAGCCCGCUCCCGUCGAGGCUGCCAAGCCAACCGCUGUAGCCAAGCCCGCUCCCGUCGAGGCUGCCAAGCCAACCGCUGUAGCCAAGCCCGCUCCCGUCGAGGCUGCCAAGCCAACCGCUGUAGCCAAGCCCGCUCCCGUCGAGGCUGCCAAGCCAGCCGCUGUAGCCAAGCCCGCUCCCGUCGAGGCUGCCAAGCCAGCCGCUGUAGCCAAGCCCGCUCCCGUCGAGGCUGCCAAGCCAACCGCUGUAGCCAAGCCCGCUCCCGUCGAGGCUGCCAAGCCAACCGCUGUAGCCAAGCCCGCUCCCGUCGAGGCUGCCAAGCCAGCCGCUGUAGCCAAACCCGCUCCCGUCGAGGCUGCCAAGCCAGCCGCUGUAGCCAAGCCCGCUCCCGUCGAGGCUGCCAAGCCAGCCGCUGUAGCCAAGCCCGCUCCCGUCGAGGCUGCCAAGCCAGCCGCUGUAGCCAAGCCCGCUCCCGUCGAGGCUGCCAAGCCAGCCGCUGUAGCCAUGCCCGCUCCCGUCAAGGCUGCCAAGCCAGCCGCUGUAGCCAUGCCCGCUCCCGUCGAGGCUGCCAAGCCAGCCGCUGUAGCCAAGCCCGCUCCCGUCGAGGCUGCCAAGCCAGCCGCUAUAGCUAAACCCGCUCCCGUUGAGGCCAAGCCAGCUACAGUUGAGGCUGCUAAGCCAGCCGCUGUGGCCAAGCCCGCGCCCGUCGAGGCUGCCAAGCCAGCCGCUGUAGCCAUGCCCGCUCCCGUCGAGGCUGCCAAGCCAGCCGCUAUAGCCAAGCCCGCUCCCGUUGAGGCUGCCAAGCCAGCCGCUGUAGCCAAGCCCGCUCCCGUCGAGGCUGCCAAGCCAGCCGCUGUAGCUAAGCCCGCUCCCGUCGAGGCUGCCAAGCCAGCCGCUGUAGCUAAGCCCGCUCCCGUCGAGGCUGCCAAGCCAGCCGCUGUAGCUAAGCCCGCUCCCGUCGAGGCUGCCAAGCCAGCCGCUGUAGCCAAGCCCGCUCCCGUUGAGGCUGCCAAGCCAGCCGCUGUGGCCAAACCAACUGCCGCUGAGGCCAAACCAACUGCCGCUAAGGCCCCUGUGAUUUGUACUAAGCCAGUAACUGAGGCUAAAUUGGUUAAGGGAGCACCUGCUGAUGUUGCCAAGCCUUCUAAAACAGUAGCCGAGUCUUUAUCUGCUCCCUUAAAACCCACUACAGUUGUUCCUGCCCCAGUUCCCCAUAAACUCACAUUUGCUGAGGCAGUUGCUAAACCUGCCCCUGUUAAACCUGAGGAUGCGGUAAUUGGUAAGACUCCUUCUGAACCCAUCUCGUCACCCAAACCUGCCCCUACACCUGCUAAACCCCCGGGCAAGGUGGAGCCUGUGAUCAAGAACGACAAGGGUAUUUUCCUUUUUCUCUCCUUUUGUGUCAUCUGUUUUUCCAACUGCCUCAGCAUUCUGGGAACUGCUCAGAUAUGCUGUUCUCUUAAAAAGUAAUGGUUGUGAAGUGUACAUUCGCUUUUGUUUUCUUUUACAGUCUUUUCUCAAAGAUGCUACUUAGUUGCUGACAUGGAGGCUUCUGUUUUUGGAGACAGUGUUGCGUUGAAUACUGUCUGCAAUUUUGUGCCGUUUCAUAUGUGCGAUCAUAGGAUGUCGAAAAGCCUCAUUGAAGAUGUCUAGUAUCGGUUUGGUAUUGGAUCGGAGGAUCGGUUACUAUUUGAAGUUGAAUAGCUGAAAUGACAGUGGCCCUUUUGCAUCAUCAAGUUGAUGGUUUUUACAUUUACUUUACAACUGGUUAGGUAUUUUUCAUCCUAGGUGAAAACGAAUCUGAUUUUGAAACUCUAUUAAUCUGCCUAUUUUCAUUCCCCAGGAUUAAAGCAGUAUAUUUCAGGACUUAAGUAUACACGGGUGUAAUAGUUGGCAUGUUGUGACUAAAUGUGUUUUUUUUUUU